AUGUCAGCAGAUUUCUGGAGCUCAUCACAACGUAACAGGUGGCAACUUACCAGGCAUUCUUUGUUGGAAUCGAGGCGAAAACUCCUCUUGCUUGAGAAAAAAAUGAUUCAGAAUGGAUUUAUCAAGGAUUACCCAAAUGUCGAAUAUGAUGCCAAUACAAGAAUAUAUUUGCAUAAUUUACUUAUUAAACUAGGCAGAAGGCUCAAUGUCAGACAAAUUGCAUUAGCUACAGCAGAAAUAUACAUGAGCAGGUUCCUCAUCAAAGUGCUGUUGAAGGAAAUAAAUGUAUAUUUGCUCGUAACAACGUGUCUAUAUGCUGCUUGUAAAAUUGAAGAAUGUCCCCAGCAUAUACGGCUUAUUACAUCGGAGGCACGGAAUCUAUGGCCGGAAUACAUCCCCCAGGACGUAACCAAGCUAGCCGAGUUUGAGUUCUAUUUGAUCGAAGAGAUGGACCUGUUCUUGGUUCUACAUCAUCCAUAUCGCUCACUCCUACAGAUCAGGGACUACUUGAACGAGAACUUCGCUCUCUACGGAUUCUCGUUGUCAGACGACGAAUUGCAGAAUUCAUGGUCCCUUAUAAACGAUAGCUACAUCACCGACCUCCAUCUCCUAUUACCACCGCACAUAAUAGCCAUUGCUACCAUAUAUAUAACCAUAGUGCUCAAGAAAAAUAUCAGUUCGUUGCGUCUUGGUGCAAAUUCCAUGUCCAAUGAUACAGUAGGCAUGGACCCGCAUACAAAACCCAACUCCAACUCCAUCCACGCCGAAGACCUCAUGGCCUUGGCCACUGGUGGCUCCGCCAUCAAUGACAUUGGGAACCCAUCCUCUGGCACGAAUGGUUUCCACGACAUAGAACUAGACGAAAAUACAAUCAAGAUCAACAAAUUCAUGACUUUUCUAGAUCAUUCCCAUGUAAAUUUGAACGAAGUCGUUGAGGCUAUACAGGACAUCAUCACCUUGUAUGCUAUUUGGAACAGGUACAAUGAAAUGUCCGUGAAAAAAGUGCUACAAGAUAUGCUAUUAAAUAGAUCUGUAUAA
Messenger RNA from Debaryomyces hansenii CBS767, 1038 nucleotides. It is a transcript of the gene SSN8, whose product is annotated as cyclin-dependent protein serine/threonine kinase regulator. Bases 1 to 1038 code for a protein of 345 amino acids. Lineage: Eukaryota; Fungi; Ascomycota; Pichiomycetes; Serinales; Debaryomycetaceae. Gene Ontology annotation, cellular component: nucleus; mediator complex. Gene Ontology annotation, biological process: positive regulation of transcription by RNA polymerase II. The transcript has 2 exons. Gene Ontology annotation, molecular function: cyclin-dependent protein serine/threonine kinase regulator activity. The record is from RefSeq and is a predicted model, not a curated record.